AUGGAUGCAAGGCUGUUUGAGGCUGCUCAAGGAGGAAACAUCGAAUAUUUACAGCAGUUGCUGACAGAAAAUCCAUUUAUUCUCAACAUCGCACUUUUGUCUGAUGAGAAUCCCUUGAACAUUGCUGCUGACAUGGGGCAUGUUGACUUUGUGAAGGAGAUUAUAAGGUUAAAACCAGUUUUCGCCAGAGAGGUAAAUCAAGAAGGCUUUAGUCCUAUGCAUAUAGCAGCAGCUAAUGGCCAUGUCGAGCUUGUGAAGGAGCUAAUGAAAGUUGACAUCAAACUCUGCCGAGGGAGGGCUGAGGUGGUCAGCGCAAUGCUUUUAGAUUGUCCUGAUUGUAUCGAAGAUGAGACUGAUCAAAGGGAAAAUGCUUUGCACCUUGUUGUCAAGAAUAACAGAUUUGAAGCAAUAAAGAUAUUGAUGGGUUGGAUCAGAGAAACGAACAAGGAAUACUUGCUGAACAUGAAGGAUGAGCAAAGGAAUACAGUGGAAUCUUUUGAGUUUAUACUGUUGGCAGAAAGAUUAGCACCAACCCUCUCAAUCUUGCCACCAUCAAUUUUAGGACUUCGGUUCUUGGGGAUUGGGAGUUACAACACUUCAUCUAGAGAACGUGGAGUUUUGGUUCCAAGUUACAAGUAG
Molecule: messenger RNA, 639 nt
Organism: Dovyalis caffra
Lineage: Eukaryota; Viridiplantae; Streptophyta; Magnoliopsida; Malpighiales; Salicaceae
Source: the annotation of a GenBank genome assembly